Molecule: messenger RNA, 2305 nt
Organism: Paramacrobiotus metropolitanus
Lineage: Eukaryota; Metazoa; Tardigrada; Eutardigrada; Parachela; Macrobiotidae
Product: G protein-activated inward rectifier potassium channel 3-like
Exons: 8
Coding region: 513-1964 (483 amino acids)
Biological process (GO): potassium ion import across plasma membrane; regulation of monoatomic ion transmembrane transport
Cellular component (GO): plasma membrane
Molecular function (GO): inward rectifier potassium channel activity
Source: RefSeq, a predicted model, not a curated record
AUCAACAGACACGGGCACCAAAACGGCCAGUAUGUUGAGCGUGUUAAUUUAACCCGACGCAGUGUUGUCCACAUACCUAUAUGAGUACUCAGUAGUCUGUGUUGCAUUGCAUGCGUUAACGCCAAACGUUUUUUUAUUUUUCUUGGAGCGUCAGUAACUUGUGAAUUUUAAGUUGGCAGCAAGCUUUGGUUUUUUUCGUUUUUUUUCCAAAGUCUUGUGCACUUAGCCGCGCAUGUUACUGCCCAGUGCAGUUCCGAAAUCUUUAAAUUUUCUUAUUGCGAACUCGGAUGUGUGUGUCCUUGGAGUUGUUUAGACCCUCGUAUUUUAGUGUGUAUUGUAAACAGUAAACUGUAAACAGCAACCAUGGUCUGACUCCCUACUGAAUCUCAGACCUGUGAAAUUAUGUUGCGCGACCAUUUUGGUUCUGCGUUUAUUCCCCACAUUGGUCCCACGACGUGAAGUUUGAUGACGGAAGGCUGCCUGCGUUUAGGUGGCCUCGGUGACAGGAGAGCAUGGGCAGGAAUGCUAAGUUUUUUACCCAGUCGGACGGAUGGGAAUCGGAUUCGCAGAGCACUCCCAUCGCGCACGCCGCCCUCACUCCCCAUCCCGCCACAACCAGCAUCAACGGCAGUAUGGGCAACAGUGGGAAUGCAGUGUAUCGGUUUGGCAAGAGAGUUAUCGGGCAGCGUCACAAUUCGGGCACUUCGACGUUCCGUUCACGAUUGCUGCUAAAACAUGGCACCUACAACAUUACGGGGAAAAACAUUCCCCAGCGACGGGUUCGGCUGGUAUCCGAUUUAUGGAAUACGCUGAUUGACCUCAAGUGGAGGUUUAUUUUGAUUCUUUUUAUGUUAAGCUUCGUCAUUUCGUGGGCUUUAUUUGCCGUCAUAUUUUACGUCAUUGCUUCUGCACACGGAGACCUGGAGCGAAGCAAUCAGGAAGAUUGGAAACCCUGUAUAAAAAAUUUGGAAAGUUUUACGGCUGCGUUUCUAUAUUCUGUAGAAAGCCAGCAUACAAUUGGUUAUGGAUUUCGUUACACCACAGAAGAAUGUGCCGAAGCGAUUAUUUUUAUGUGUCUUCAGGCUGCCGUGGGGGUAGCCUUGCAAGCAUUUAUGGUGGGGGUUGUUUUCGCUAAAGUUCAGUUGCCAAAAAAGAGGGCACAAACCUUGCUUUUCAGUGAAAAAGCCGUCAUAUGCAGCCGUGAUGGAAAAUUAUGUUUACUCUUCCGCAUUGGCAACAUGCGCCGGAGCUUGAUAAUUCAGUCAAGUGUGAGAGCGCAGCUUGUUCAUCAUCGAAAAACUAUCGAAGGCGAACUACUACCAUUUCAUCAACAUGAAAUGAGUAUUCAGCUAGAUUCCAUGAGUGGAAGCGCCUUUCUGGCAUGGCCAGUCACUGCUUGUCAUGUAAUUACACCAACCAGCCCGAUCUAUGAUCUCAGUAGGAAAUCUUUGGAACGCGCCAAAUUCGAAAUGAUAGUUAUUCUCGAAGGUGUGAUUGAAUCCACGGGUAUGGUGACACAGGCGCGGACCUCGUAUGUGCCAGAAGAAAUUUUAUGGGGUCAUCGGUUUUCUCGGUUGCUGACUUAUCGAAAAGAAAGUGGACAGUACGUUGUCGAUUUUGACCGGUUUCAAGCUGUGGAGUUUGUCCCGAAUAUGCCCGAUUGUUCGGCAAGAGAGCUUGAUAUGAUUAAACAUGCCAGUGUUCCGGAUAACUAUCAAGAUGAGCAGCAAAAUGAUGGUCGAGCUGCUGCGGAGAACACUCCUCCUAGUCCUAGUUUGCAGCGGGCAGUGUCUGCCGUCGGUAUGCAUUCUCCGAGUGCGAUUGUUCCUGGUCUCAAUGAUCCCGGCCAUAGUUCUCAUUCGGUUGUUCCCGACUCACUGUCUCCUCGUCGGACAAGUGUACAAUUUUCUGCCCCGGUGAUACGUGUACAUGAUGCUCAUUAUCACGAUAAAAUGGAGUAUUAGAGUUGCGGGAUGAAAAGUUGACCUCCAGUUUCAAGUUUUGGCUGUAAUCCUAGUGGAGGUUUCUUUUUACUGAUAAUGUUAAGGUGGGGUUGCGGCUUUCAGCAAAAUUGUUUGUUGAUUUCUGAGGUAGAAAACACAGCUUUUGUGCUGUUAAAUCAAAAUUACAUAGUGUACUUUUAUCAUUCCGCUGUCUGAUUGUAAGUUCCGGUGAAAUCAUUUUGAUGAAGAGUGGAGCGGAAAUGAGCAAUAUUUUUAACCAGUGAUAUUUUUCUUCUGCUGCUUUUAUGAACUGCUUGUGAGUGUUAACUGUCUCUGAGAAAUACAUUAAAAAACGCUUUCGG